GCUCUUCCUUAGCCAAUAGGAUACUCGGGAGGCUGAGAAGGCGCUAAAUGCGAAGAGGAGGGAGGCGGGAGCGAGGCGACUGCGGCGAGAGCCGCUUCUGCGGUGAAGCCUACUUAAAAAAACAGAAUGGCAGCUGUUCCUCAGAAUAACCUGCAGAAGCAGCUUGCACUUCAUUCAGCCAAAGCCCCUCUAAGAAACCUGGCGCCUCUCAAACCCAAGACUAUGGGAUUUACAUUCAAAAAGAAAACCUCUCUUGGUAACUGUACGCCAGUAAAAUAUUUAGCUGAAACAAAGGAUUUGACCUUAAAAGAGAAGGAUGCUAACUCUUCCUUGACAAAUCCAAGUGUGUCAAAGGAUAAGCAGAUGAGAAUCAGUGAAGUUUUUGAAACAACAUUGAAAAAGCAGGAAGGAAAGCACAAUUAUCCAAAUGAGCAAUGUCGAGAUGUUCUGGGUUGUUUCCAGUCUUCUGUAAAAGAAAGUGAUGUGGGCAGCAAACCAGAUGACCAUCAGCUCCUGAAAUCAGACCAUAAUUCUUCAUACAAUUCAGUUAUUAAUAUUGAUGAUGUCUGGGAUGACACUGAUGACUUUGAAAUAUCUGGUCCACGAAAGGUAUGCUCAAAGCGGCCUGGUUCCUUUUCAGACACUCAGUCUGUAAAAGCUAGGAAGGCUCCAAAAAACCAUAGUCCCAUCCCCAGUAAGUCAUUAAAGGCAGAUGGCAUGGGAAAAGCUAACCAAGAAUGUAAUGGACCCUCUGUGUGUGAGAAGAACAAAAUACAGAUUCUUUACAAGGAACCAGAUCCUGCUGGAAGCCAGUCUGUCAUUUGCCUUGAUUCUCCCACACCCAGUCCUUGUGAAAGCUUUGUAAGUGAAAAUCUUCAGGAGGAGAAGCCUGUGGAAAGUCCCUUCGGUGACAAAAAGGAAGAGCAUUUGAAAGCACAGAAUGAUGCUGACUUCAUCCUAAAUGAAAGUGAGGAACCAGAUGAAGUGUGGAAUGAUCCAGCUAUGUAUGAUGUGUUUGAGGAUGAAAACUACGUAGACUGCAUUCCACCCUCUCCAGAGGAAGAAAUACCUUCUUCUGCAUCCUCUUUGAAAAGCAUUAGGUAUGUUUCCAGAGAAGCUGCUGUUGAGAAAACACUGGCCCCUGGAAGCUUGAAAAGCAGCCUUCCAGACUUUGGAGAAACCACCCAUGGAAACAGUGAUAGGCAGGAAGACAAGCAUUCACUUUUGGGAUGGUCCCUCUACAGUGUGAUGGAAGACAUCUGCAAGCUGGUGGAUUCUGUUCCAGAAUGGGAGCUGAAGUCUUUGUCGUGUGGAAAGGAGCUCCUUCAGCAUAGAGAUCGCAGAAGAAAACUCUUAAAGAAUGGCACUAAUGGAAGUAGAAAGGACAGUGGCAUAUCUUUGGAUGAAAAUUGCAAACUUUAUUCUGGACAUGAAAGAUCUAUGGAUGGUGGUGUUUCUUUUCAACUGGGAAAAACCUCUGCCACUGACCCUUGUAGGGAAUUGUUCGUGUCUAGACAACCUUCCCCAAAGGUUGCACCCCAGCAUAACUUUCAUUCAACCCCCUCCUUUGUACCAAGGACUCAAGACUCCAGUAAUGCUGACCUGUCAAUUUUUUCCAAGACUUUUGCUAUGGAGAGUAGCAUCUCGGAAAAUGCAGGAUUGUCUCUUUCUAAAAGAGGAGUCGAGAAAAGAAUCUCCUCUCUGAACUGUUCCAUCAAAAACCCAAGGACAGAAUGGGGAGAAAAGGGUUGGCUGUUUUCAAAGGGGAAUCAAGACCAAGAGAAACUCACUCUCCUUCAAAGUAAUUUGAGAGAGAAUUCCUCAGCAACAGAGAAUGUGGGCUUUGAUGAUGAUUUUGAUAUUGAUGACUUUGAUGAGUUGGACAACGUAAUAAACACUUCAACUUUACAGCCUUCUAGUACUUGCUACCAGCGUGCUGAGGAAGCACAGCCUGCCAAACCAUUCCUGGAAAAAAGCUCCCUUACAGCUAAGGGAAAUGGUCAUUUUUCAAAUCCUAUUUUUCCCAGAGCAAACUGCCAGGGUGCGCCUGCCAAGAGCUGCUUGGAUCCACAGGUUAAAAAUUCACCUUCCAGAAAUCCAUUGCUAGAGCACUUCAGAGGCUUAGCAUUUCCCCAUUCUAACGAAAUGAUGAAGAUAUUUCACAAAAGAUUUGGUCUGCAUCACUUCCGGACGAAUCAGCUUGAAGCCAUCAAUGCUGCUCUGUUGGGCGAAGACUGCUUCAUCUUAAUGCCCACAGGUGUGUGAUGGCAAGGGUGCCUG
Messenger RNA from Podarcis muralis (Common wall lizard), 2280 nucleotides. Lineage: Eukaryota; Metazoa; Chordata; Lepidosauria; Squamata; Lacertidae. The record is from RefSeq and is a predicted model, not a curated record.